AAAAAAAGAAGGAAAGAAAAAAAACAAAAAAAAACCCUGACGGCGCACCUACCCCUCCAAAUCCACUUUUCCUAACGGCUGCCAUCAUAGAAAAGUAACCGCACUUCCCGUCUUCAUCCGCUUGUUGCGCUGUUUCUUUUUCCCAUACCUUCAACUUGAUUCUAUUUUCUGUGAAAAUACCUACAUCCAACCACUAAAACAAUUGAACAAUAAGAACAACCGCAAUCAUGUCUGGCCCCGUUGCUGAUUUGGGCCUUAUCGGCUUGGCCGUUAUGGGUCAGAACCUUAUUCUGAACAUGGCCGACCACGGCUUCACCAUCUGUGCCUAUAACCGAACUGUUUCCAAGGUCGAUGCCUUCUUGGCGAACGAGGCCAAGGGCAAGUCCAUUGUCGGUGCCCACUCCAACGAGGAGUUCAUCUCCAAACUAAAGAGCCCUCGCCGUGUCAUGCUGCUAGUCCAGGCUGGCAAGGCCGUCGACGACUGGAUCGAGACCCUACUUCCUCUACUAGAAAAGGGAGAUGUCAUCAUUGACGGCGGCAACUCUCACUUCCCCGACUCCAACCGACGAACUAAGUACUUGUCGACCAAGGGCAUCCGCUUUGUCGGUUCCGGUGUUUCCGGUGGUGAAGAGGGUGCUCGAUACGGCCCCUCUUUGAUGCCCGGUGGUAACGAAGAGGCGUGGCCCUACGUCAAGGACAUUUUCCAGAGCAUCGCUGCCAAGAGUGACGACGAGCCCUGUUGUGAGUGGGUCGGUGACGAGGGUGCUGGCCACUACGUCAAGAUGGUGCACAACGGUAUUGAGUAUGGUGAUAUGCAACUUAUUUGCGAGGCCUAUGAUAUCAUGAAGCGAGGUCUUGGCAUGUCGAACAAGGAGAUGGGAGAUGUAUUCGCGAAGUGGAACAAGGGCGUUUUGGAUUCGUUCUUGAUCGAGAUCACUCGCGAUAUCAUGUACUACAACGAUGAGGAUGGAACGCCACUAGUUGAGAAGAUCCUCGACUCGGCUGGCCAGAAGGGAACCGGCAAGUGGACUGCCAUCAAUGCCUUGGACCUUGGAAUGCCCGUCACUUUGAUUGCCGAGGCUGUGCUUGCGCGUUGCUUGUCUUCUGUCAAGGCUGAGCGAACGAAGGCCUCGCAGAAGCUGCAAUAUGUCGGCCGAACAACUAAGUUUGAGGGUAGCAAGGAACAAUUCCUUGACGACCUCGAGCAGGCCCUGUACGCCUCCAAGAUCAUCUCGUAUGCUCAAGGUUUCAUGCUGAUGCAAGAGGCCGCGAAGGAGUACAAGUGGAAGCUCAACAAGCCUUCAAUCGCCUUGAUGUGGAGAGGUGGUUGCAUCAUCCGUUCUGUCUUCUUGAAGGAUAUCACCGCUGCUUACCGAAACAACCCCGACCUAGAGAACCUGCUAUUUGAUGACUUCUUCAACAAGGCUAUCCACACGGCCCAACCCGGCUGGAGAGACGUCGUUGCUAAGGCAGCCGUACUCGGCAUCCCGACCCCCGCUUUCUCAACUGCUCUGUCAUGGUUCGAUGGUUACCGCACCAAGGACCUACCCGCCAACCUUCUCCAGGCUCAACGUGAUUACUUUGGAGCACACACCUUCCUGGUCAAGCCCGAGCUUGCCAACGCCAAAUACACCGAGGGCAACUAUCACCACGUGAACUGGACUGGCCGUGGAGGAAAUGUUUCCGCGUCUACAUACCAAGCGUAAAAAGGGGGCUUGUGUAAACAAGGAGGGAAAGUAACUUGCCAAUAACCAAGUUGGCGCGUGGGUAAACCCCGUCUGAAUAGAUAGAAAGGGUAUGCUUUAAAACUAAAGCAUGCUAUGGUAUAACAUAUGCAUCCCGGUUUAGAAGACUAAAGUCAAAUAUGAAAUAAUGGCAAAAUAGUCAAUGCCAAUAAACAAUUGGAAAAAACAAAACUACCUAGGUAGAUAUACCAGCUCUCUUAGACUGGUCUCCCCUUUUUGGCAAAGUGUCUGAUUGUAAAUGAACUUGAAAUAAUCAGAGCCUUGUGAUGAGGUAUAGAAACCCUGGCGUAAGCUAGUUGUUGAGACAAUCCAUAUAUAGGUAAAUAGUAUAGUAUGUUGAGGUAAAGUCGUCUUUGUAAGUAUCGCAUCAAAAUGUGCAAGAUGAUGUUGUUAUCAUCAAA
This is a messenger RNA of Hypoxylon fragiforme, 2146 nucleotides long. Its product is annotated as decarboxylating 6-phosphogluconate dehydrogenase. Gene Ontology annotation, biological process: pentose-phosphate shunt; pentose-phosphate shunt, oxidative branch. Bases 228 to 1706 code for a protein of 492 amino acids. The transcript has 5 exons. Gene Ontology annotation, cellular component: cytosol. Gene Ontology annotation, molecular function: phosphogluconate dehydrogenase (decarboxylating) activity; NADP binding. NCBI's taxonomy places the organism in Eukaryota, Fungi, Ascomycota, Sordariomycetes, Xylariales, Hypoxylaceae. The record is from RefSeq and is a predicted model, not a curated record.